AUUCAUAAUCAUCGCCGCAAACUACAUUCUUGAACUGAAUGUCACCCCGUCGACAUGAAAACGGCCAUUCACAAUCAUAACAAAGCCGAGGGCAAAUUUCGGUACCCCAGUCGUUGAAUAAAACAGUUAAAAUGGAAGACGAUAAUCCAAAUCCCGUCAUCCAAACCCGCCGUUCUUCAAUUAAGACCCAUCCUCGUUACAACAAUCAACAAUCAUGGAAGCAGAAGCUGAGGGAAAACUGUUGCAAGAGAGUCAGAGAAGGAAGAAGCCGCUUGCUCUGGAAAAUGAGGUUGCCCAUGUCGUCGCCCACUUAUCCCCAUUCUCUCAACAAUCGACAGCAGGAUUUUAUCAAAUCUGCUUUUGAAGACAUCUUUUCUGAUGAGCUGAAAAAGAUUAAAGAUGAAUCUGUGAAUGACUUUAAUGAGAAUUUACCUUCUGUCCCUGAGGCUGCUGAUGUUCUUUGGGAAUAUGAGGGGAUUCAUGAUGCUUAUGAAGGUGAUGGUGAAGAAAUACUGUUGGAAAUGCAAAGGAUCUUUUAUGAGGAUCUGAAUGUUGAUAUGAGACAAAAAGAAUCUGAAGGGCCUAUUGUGACAUGGGAAGAUGAAGAAGACGAGUUCUUAGCCCGUGCAGUUUAUGAACAUAUGCAACUUAGUAAUGAGAAGAUUCUUGAGAAGUUCUGGUGCCCUAUGUGUAAGCAAGGAGAGCUGCAAGAGAACAGCCACUUCAUACAUUGCACUCAAUGUGGACUUCGGCUUAACAAAGGCAAUGAGGUUACUCUGGACCUCCUCCGUUGCCGGUUGGCAGAUGUGCAUGCUGAACAUCUCGAUCGGGGCUGUAGAUUGAAGCCUAAGUUUUGUGUUGAGAGUAGAUUUAACAUUACUGCAUUGUACAUCUCUUGUGAAGGUUGCAACACAUUUGAGGUUGUAAUAUAGCAUGUUAAUUAAGAACCACAUGUCUAAACGUUUGUGAUUAAAAUCAUUUUUUAUUGGUUAUGACAAAAGAUGAUUUUGACACUUGAGGUUGUGAACUUGUAACAUACCAUGCUAAGAAUCAAGUGCCUGAAGGUUUAUGGA
Messenger RNA from Cucumis melo (muskmelon), 1073 nucleotides. RefSeq lists its product as uncharacterized. Bases 132 to 932 code for a protein of 266 amino acids. The record is from RefSeq and is a predicted model, not a curated record. Lineage: Eukaryota; Viridiplantae; Streptophyta; Magnoliopsida; Cucurbitales; Cucurbitaceae. Gene Ontology annotation, biological process: protein import into nucleus. The transcript is spliced from 6 exons. Gene Ontology annotation, cellular component: nucleus.